CUUGUCCGAGUCGCUGAGCCGAUCGCCCUCACCUCAAUUUUUCCCUAUGCCUGGAAACUCGUGCUCGACUUUAAUGUAACUGAUCGCGCAAAUGCGUCCUUCUAUGCCGGCUUGCUGAUCUCAGCUUUUGCUCUUGCUGAAUCUUUGACAGGAUUAGCAAUUGGUGGUUUCCUUAAUGGCAACAUCGGCGUCAUUCAGACAAUGGUCGGAGAGCUCACUGUCAACCCCAAGCACGAGCCUCGCGCAUACUCGGUUAUGCCUUUCGUCUGGUCUAUUGGCACAAUCAUCGGCCCUUCGAUCGGUGGAAUCUUCUCAGCUCCCGCGGACAACUUCCCCGAGGUCUUCUCUCCUAACGGAAUUUUCGCCAAAUUCCCUUAUCUGCUACCCAACUUGAUCUGCGCAGCAUUGAUGCUUUUCUCGAUCGUUUGCGGAUUCUUCUUCCUUGAAGAGACUCACCCUGACAUGCAACCCUGGAGUACUGUGGACGAUCUCCAGCACACUGAAGCCGAAACUCCACUUUUCGCUGCUCAGGCCGGAACAACCACAGCUGCAGUCGACUUGCGCAAUGAGUCUUACGGCACCUUCAACAAGGUCGUCCAAGAUCAGGAAUGGAAUGUCUUGCCCGACGGAACGGAUGCGCCAAAGGAGGCAGAACCCCAGGAUCAAGUUGUCUUUACCAAGCGCGUGGUCAUGUUGAUUAUCGCCCUUGGCAUCUUCACGUACCACAGCAUGUCUUACGAUCACCUCCUGCCCAUCUUNUUCCAGGACUCGCGUGUGGAGAGCAGAGUCCACGGAAACAAGCUAAGUUCAAUGGCAGGCGGUCUCGGAUUGACAAUUCAAGAUGUAGGCGUUGUUAUGUCUGUGAACGGCAUCAUCGCACUGGGCGUGCAAGCUAUUGUGUUCCCUCUCGCAGCAGCUUGGCUGGGCGUCUGGAAGUUGUUCAUCGUCACUACUGUCUUGCAUCCCCUUGCUUACAUUGUGGUGCCUUACCUGGUACUUCUUCCUGAAGAGUGGCUCUACCCAGGCAUCUACGCUUGUCUGACUAUUCGCAAUAUCUUUGCCAUUCUCGUUUACCCGGUCCUCCUUAUUCUGCUGAAGGAGGCUUCUCCAUCGCCCUCUUGUCUGGGUAAGAUUAACGGUUUGGCAGCUAGCACUGGCGCUGCCUGUCGCACUCUCGCUUCCNNCCCUAUCGCAGGUAUUCUCUACGGUAUCGGCAUCGACAUCGACUUCACAGCCCUUGCAUGGUGGGUCAGCGGUGCUGUCGCUGUCAUCGGUGCUUUCCAGGUCUUCUUCAUCAACCGCAAGAAGAGCAGUGAAUGGCAUCAAGUGCGCGCUCGUGCUCCCUGCCGCUUCAUGCCUCCUGAGGAACACAGACAGGAAAUUGUUCACAUUGUUGUUCAAGACGAGGAAGAGCAGGAAGUCGAAGCUAACGAGCAUCAGAGACUGUUGGUAUAA
Messenger RNA from Aureobasidium musti, 1455 nucleotides. The record is from the annotation of a GenBank genome assembly. Lineage: Eukaryota; Fungi; Ascomycota; Dothideomycetes; Dothideales; Saccotheciaceae.